AUGGCUGACGUCGAGGGUUCCCCAGGUAGCUCCAUGCAUGGAGUGACGGGCAGAGAACAAACCUUUGCCUUCUCUGUUGCUUCUCCUAUAGCCCCAACAGAUACAACAGCAAAAUUUGCAUUGCCAGUUGAUUCUGAGCACAAGGCUAAAGUGCUCAAAGUAUUCUCUUUAGCUAAGCCUCACAUGAGAACAUUUCACCUUUCUUGGAUAUCCUUCUCCGUUUGUUUUGUCUCCACUUUUGCCGCAGCACCCCUCGUUCCCAUUAUUCGGGACAACCUUAAUUUAACCAAAAGUGACAUUGGUAAUGCUGGGGUUGCUUCUGUCUCUGGGAGCAUCUUCUCCAGGCUUGUAAUGGGCGCAGUUUGUGACCUCCUGGGGCCACGAUAUGGGUGUGCUUUUCUGAUCAUGCUCUCAGCCCCAACUGUGUUUUGCAUGUCCUUUGUGUCCUCAGCUGGAGGAUACAUAGCGGUCCGUUUCAUGAUUGGAUUCUCUCUUGCAACCUUUGUGUCUUGCCAGUACUGGAUGAGCACCAUGUUUAACAGCAAUAUUAUAGGACUUGUCAAUGGAACUGCAGCCGGUUGGGGUAAUAUGGGUGGAGGUGCAACUCAGCUCAUAAUGCCCAUGGUCUACGAACUGAUCAAACGAGCUGGUUCAACUCCAUUCAGUGCUUGGAGAAUAGCAUUUUUCAUUCCAGGAUGGCUUCAUGUUAUCAUGGGAAUCUUAGUCUUGAAUCUAGGCCAAGACUUGCCUGAUGGGAAUCUCGGUGCCCUACAGAAGAAGGGUGAUGUUGCCAAAGAUAAGUUCUCCAAGGUACUAUGGUAUGCUGUUACAAACUAUAGGACCUGGAUCUUUGUCCUUCUCUAUGGCUACUCCAUGGGAGUUGAAUUAUCCACCGAUAAUGUUAUUGCCGAGUACUUCUAUGAUAGGUUCGAUCUAAAGCUUCACACAGCUGGUGUCAUUGCUGCUACCUUUGGUAUGGCUAACAUUCUAGCUCGACCAUUCGGUGGAUAUUCUUCAGACUUAGCAGGAAGAUACUUUGGAAUGAGAGGGAGAUUAUGGGUGCUCUGGAUUUUACAAACUCUUGGAGGAGUCUUCUGUAUUUGGCUUGGCCGUGCUAAUUCACUUCCCAUUGCUGUUGUGGCAAUGAUUCUCUUCUCUAUUGGAGCUCAAGCAGCUUGUGGAGCAACAUUUGGUAUCAUUCCCUUCAUUUCUCGACGAUCGUUGGGAAUCAUAUCAGGUCUUACUGGUGCAGGUGGAAAUUUUGGGUCUGGAUUGACACAAUUAUUAUUCUUUUCAAGCUCAAGAUUAUCCACAGCAGCAGGUCUAUCCUGGAUGGGUGUUAUGAUUUGUGGUUGCACUCUUCCUGUGACUUUGGUUUACUUCCCACAAUGGGGUGGCAUGUUCUUUCCUGCAUCAAAGGACGUAGUGAAAUCUACCGAAGAGUCCUAUUAUGCAUCAGAGUGGAACGAGGAGGAGAAGCAAAAGGGCAUGCACCAGCAAAGCCUCAAGUUUGCUGAGAACAGCCGGUCUGAACGUGGCAAGCGCAUUGCCUCUGCACCAACACCACCAAAUACCACUCCAAACCAUGUGUAG
Messenger RNA from Dovyalis caffra, 1593 nucleotides. The record is from the annotation of a GenBank genome assembly. Lineage: Eukaryota; Viridiplantae; Streptophyta; Magnoliopsida; Malpighiales; Salicaceae.